Messenger RNA from Nanorana parkeri, 500 nucleotides. RefSeq names its product ubinuclein-2-like. The coding region runs from base 39 to 500 and encodes 153 amino acids. The transcript has 3 exons. The record is from RefSeq and is a predicted model, not a curated record. Lineage: Eukaryota; Metazoa; Chordata; Amphibia; Anura; Dicroglossidae.
GCGUAGAAAGCUAUACAAAGCAUUGAUGUGCUGGGGGAAUGGCGGAGCCGCGCAGGGUGCCGUUUGUCAGUCUUUUACCAAUGAAGCCGCGUGAGAGCGCAGGGACUUUGAUAGAACAACAACAGCAGCAGCGGAAUUCCUCGCUCAUAUCUGCAACUCAGCGCUCACAAUCAAUGAGGCCUCCUUUGGCAGGCACACAGCAGCAGUCAAGGCCUCCGCAACAGACACCAACUCAACGACCGCAGCGUGAAGUAGCCGCUUCUUCCUCAAUUGUCGGGGAGGCCGGCUCCUGUCACCCGAUCACCAGUGCAGAGGAAAAUAACCCGAAUGCAGAUGGGACGGUUAGGCUAGAGCUGGCUUUAUCAGACCCCACCGAUGAGAGGUGUCCAGAAUUCAGUUACAGGGAGAUGCUGAAGAAUGAGCAAAGACGGGUUGGAGAUGGCAAUCCAGGACAGAUUUCCGUUCUUUGGUUCUCAUAUAUGCUGAGGAGCAUCCUGUGA